This is a messenger RNA of Clupea harengus (Atlantic herring), 4357 nucleotides long. It is a transcript of the gene foxp3b, whose product is annotated as forkhead box P3b. Gene Ontology annotation, cellular component: nucleus. The record is from RefSeq and is a predicted model, not a curated record. Gene Ontology annotation, biological process: regulation of transcription by RNA polymerase II. Gene Ontology annotation, molecular function: RNA polymerase II cis-regulatory region sequence-specific DNA binding; DNA-binding transcription repressor activity, RNA polymerase II-specific. NCBI's taxonomy places the organism in Eukaryota, Metazoa, Chordata, Actinopteri, Clupeiformes, Clupeidae.
AAACCCACUUCCUUUAGAGACAGUAUGUACAGGCUACAGACUUGCGUGCAACAAUACGUCAUAAACAUGCCCACCUACUCCUACUCUGCACAACAGGUAGAUGUGACACUACUGUCAGAACUGUAUAGUUUUCUCAGCAUAUAGCCGAUUGCCUCUUAAAGAUAAUAUUUUCCGUACUCCAGCGAAGAGUUGAACACCUUCUUUUCAGCAGGCACCUCAGUGACUGUGUGGGUAGAGGAAGUACGCAAAGGUAUGUGCGGCCCACUGAUUGCUCUUCUCAGCUUGAAGAUUAAAUGCUGUCUUUGUUUCGGACUGAUCUCUUUGCUCGAAUCAAGUUGAUCAAGAUGAGUUUGUGUAGUUAUUUACUUCUUAAGGGCCAGAAUAAUCCAUGAUUUAAAGUGACUUGAACAGCUUGUGGUCAUUACUUGAUUAUUAUACAGUGAUUACUCUUGUUUAUGCCAAGUGAUGUUCCUGUUGGUGUUAUGUUGAGAGGUGUGGGUUGAUAUACGACAGAAAUUCUAUCCCGGAUGCAGUGCAAUAUUUUUUCAACAUUUGUCAGCUUUUCAUCUUCAUGCAAUUGUUAUUGUUUUGAUUUGUUUUUAUCUGCAUUCUAAUAUAUUUUCAUUAGUAGAUUCCAAAUUACAUCUUGCAGUGAGUAACUCCUUUUUCUUUAUAUGACUCAGAGUCCAAAUAAGUUUUGUAAUAUAGAGACCUAUGGCUUGAUAUGAGAAAACUUUCUGUAGAGGAAGAAUGGAAAUGUGAAACAUUUGAAUGGCGAGUCAAACUUAGUUCAAUAAUAGUGAAAGGGGUGUUAUGUCUGUAGGUAUCCUUAUUUGUAGAGGCAAUGCCUUUAUCAUUAUGUAUUUAUUUAUGUAAUUAUUCUUCUACAAACUCACAUUUCUGCCACAUUAGUAUUUUAAUGUGUGUUAAUAUGUCUUUAUUAAUUUAAAUAGAAAGGUAUUCCUGUCAUUUUUACUUGCACUGUAGACAAGGGAAAGGACCUUUAGGCCAUAGUGAUUAUUUAAAAUUUGACAAAUAGUUGCUACAGUAUAUCUGAAUGAUAUUCCGCAAAAGUCAUUCUAUAGCCCGGUUCAUUCAAAUCAAAAGGAAAUGUCUAGAGAUGUUCUGCGUAAUUUUCCAUUGUUCAAACUGAAAGCAACAGAUAAGGAUAUAGGUAUUUCAGUUUAUUCAGAAGGAUGUUUGCUCCUCAGGUUCAAAAACUAAAAUACUAAAAAUAAAACUGUAAUCAGCUAAAAUAACAAUAUCCAGGAUUCAGUAAGGUUGACUAAGGUUGAAUAAUCAAAGUUACAUAAAGUAUAAAAUACUGUGAAUGUUAAAUUAAGUAAAAUUAUUUUCUUUUGCAAAUGUGCAUGGUAUCAUAUGUGUAUUGUUUGAAGUGUUUUUAAGCAUUAGAUCAGUCUAGAACGAUGAAACUAUUACAUGCUAUUCUGCUGUACUUAGCGCUGCAAGCAUGUAUAAUGUAAGAUGAUCAUUAUUGUUGUUAACAAAAGUUACCGUGAUAGCUGGCUUGAUAUUAUCAAGUUAUUUGCUCUAUAUUUCUCUGUUAAGAUCUUUUAUCUGUGAAUGAAAAAGGCCCGUGUCAACCACAAAAAACGCGUUGCACUUUCUCCUCUGACUAAAUACAUUUGUCCUGUUUCUGUUUUGGAUGCUUUUGUGUUCUUCCUUUUGUUGCAAAUGCCAAAUGCGAUACAGGGUGACGAUAAGCCCAGAUUUGUAUUUAGAGGGUAAUAUCUGCUUGUCCAUUUGUUAGACAUGCUGACACAAAUCAUGCACGUUGGAGAUAAACUAACAAAGCAGAGGUGGCAUGGUUUUUGAAAAAAAAAACAUGGAGCUGGUGGUUUUACAGUGCAACAGUGCAACAGUACUACCCCCGCAACCACACGCACCUGUGCAUAGCCAAGAAAUAUCACUUCAACUUUCUAACUCUCACAAUCACAGAGCCAGAAAGGGAUAUGGAAUGUGACUGUUUUAGUCUUGUGUUUUCUUUCACACAAGGGAAUCAUCCUACUAUUUAAGCAUUUUCACUUAACAUAUGAAUGUGCAUACCACUGUUUCAGACACCUCCAGAGUUUUUGAGAUGUUAUUUUACACUGUUAUUGAAACACAGACACGUAUUUGUUUCACUUUAGUGGGUGAGGAAGUUGAAUUGAAGUCAUUCAAGGAACUUGCUCGAAGAAUAUUUGUACUCUUGAAUGUAGAAAACGAAUUCAAAAGUAAAAACACGUUGUCUUAAAUACAGAUAGUCAUUCAUAUUAAGAUAGUAGACAUAGUUGACAUCAUGUGGUGAAAUAUUACUCAGAAAUCCCUUUGUGUGUAUUUGUAAUGUUGCAGCAAAGACACCAGAAAGUGAGUAUGAGGUCUCGGCGUGGGAGUUUGAACUCUGGCGAAUUGCCGCUCGUGUGUCAGGAUGAGCCCAGAGACGCGCCAUGUUCUGUGCCAGUGCACAGACAAAGACACUCACUUCAGCCAACAGGCCUGGCCACAUCAGUGCAGAUUUCUGCACCGCUCAUGUUAAGACUGUCAAGCCCUUUGAUCAGGUCAGCUCAGACAUCUUUACUACUACAGCAGUGCUCCAGUGAGGAGGUGGGCAAACAGUUUGUGCAGCUGACAUCCAUGACCCCCAGAAUCAUUCAGAGUAGACCUUCAGUCCUCAGACGACCUCCUCAUCCUCUGCAACAAGAUCAGCCAAGAUGGUCAAACCCCUUUUCAGAUGAAGGCUUUCACGUGAUCAGACGUUACCUCACAGCGUCAGUGGGACAUCCGUCUAAAUGCACCGCUGAAACAGCCCAGUCCUGGAAACUCAGCCAGCACAGGAGAUCUAGGGGGCACACACAUCAUGAGCCUUCUCAGUCUUCAGAAAACCAAAGCCCACUUUACGUUAACGGACUCUGUCGAUGGCCAGGAUGUGAAGCAAGAUUUGAGGACUAUGCAGAUUUCCAAAAGCACCUUAUCAGUGACCACACUUUCGAUGUCAACGGCAGUGCGCAGUGGAAAAUACAGCGAGAUCUGGUGCAACGCAUGGAGAACCAGCUGGUACUGGAGAAAAAGAAACUCCAAGCCAUUGAGUGUCACCUCAACCUAUCUGACCAGAGAUCAACAACCUCACCCGUGCAGAAAGCCAGCUCCUGCCUGCCUGCUAGCCUGGCAGAGAGAGAGGCCCGAUCAGAGGGAGCAUAUGGUGCCUCAGAGUUUGCCAGCGAGGAACCAGUGGAGCGGGGGCUUCCAAAAUUAUGGCAAGCUCCCCUCCCACACCUGCUGCCAGAUAUGACUGCCAGCUUUGAUGUUUACAAAUAUACCAAUAUUAGACCUCCAUACACCUACGCUUGCCUAAUACGAUGGUCAAUACUGGAGGCCCCAGACCAGCAGCGGACUCUCAAUGAAAUCUACAACUGGUUCAUGCAAAUGUUCAUCUACUUUAGACACAACAAUACAGCAUGGAAGAAUGCAGUCCGUCACAACCUGAGCUUGCACAAGUGCUUUGUGCGUGUUGAGGGAGGGAAAGGAGCCGUUUGGACAGUGGAUGAGACUGAGUUUCAGAAGAGAAAAAAACAGAAAUUCAACAGGGACUACAUGUUGAGAUGGCUCACACCCUACUAGAGUCUUCCCUCAAAGCCAGACUCUCACUGAAGCAGAGACAUGGCACCUUUUUCUGCAGUGACUAUAUAAAUUUAAUAUGAGGCUCAUCCAGACCGCGAUGCUGCCCUGAAUAAAGGUGUAUAAUAACUAUAUAAUAAUAAUAAUAAUAAUAAUGAUAAUAAUAAUACAUAUGAAAUUAAAAUUUUAGUCAUUAGUACAAACUGCUUCUGUUUUAAAACGGUUUGCUGUGUAGAUAUUUUGAGCAAUGAAUUUUGUCUUUGAUAGCUAAUUGGUAUAAAACGUUGUGAAAUAAAUUCCCAUUUAGAACUCAAAUUCCCCUUUCAUGUUCAUAUGUAUUGAGGCGUGGGAAAUGUUUCUUGCAUUGGUGUCUGAUGUGUUGUGUUAAAACGAAAGGCCAAGGUCGAGUGAAACUCAGCUCACCUUAAAUUCAUAUUGUUUAGCAUUAGCAUUACAGUCCUUACAGGAAGUACAAAGUAUACUGCUGUACAGGAUAUAAACACCCAACCAUUUGAAGUCUGUCCAGGGAAUAUCACAUCUGUAGUUUUCUAAAAUGUAAUGAAAUUCAUAAAAUUGGGUGUUAUUUCAGCAUGUGACCAGAAGAGGGCCAUAGAACACAGGACAGUCUGACAACUAUGGGUGUGGUUGGCAUUACUCCUAUUAAAACAAUGGAUGGCAUAGUAUAAUUCAGAAUUUUGUUCUUUUCGUUUUGUUUUUAAUAAAGAACCUUAUUCAUCACCAA